GAAAUUUGUUGAUUUGUUGAUUGAACAUGAGUACUAUUGGUUGAAAUUUGUUAGAAGUGUGUAAAUGGCUGGUGUUUAUCUUGUUGCUACAAGAACAAGAAUUGCAUGGAGAAUAUUAUGGAGAAGUCGAUUAUAUGAACAAAAAAUGCAUUAGAUGGUUGAUCAAUGUGAAUUGUAGAGAAGGCAAUUUUAAGGAGCUGGCAAUUGCAUAGGGAAUUGUAUGGAGAAUUACAUGCCAAAAAUCUGAAGGGAUGCGAUAAGCUUGGUUGGUACUUGACAUUGACUUUACUAUAAUCGAAGCUUGAGGUCAUUUUUUUGGGAAAUAUUGAAGCUUGAGGUCGGCAACUUGGGAUGCAUAAGCUAGCGUAGUUAAUAGACAAGUAGCACUAUAUCUCCAAAAAAAAAAAGACAAGUAGCACUAUGAAACUGUUUAAUGGCUUGGCUGUUAGUGACAAAGUAUAGAUAAAACUGAAGGCCCAAGUGGCAUCACGCACAUCAAUCAGUUCAGAGAACGUGAUUGCCGGCGGCUUCGCCGAUCGAUGCAUUAUUAAUGUAUUGAUUAACUACUACAGUAUAUCUGAAUUUUACAGUUUUAAUAAUAUAUGGUUGUGUGCAUCGCUCGAUGCAAAGGACGGGGGUUAUCCUUCUUUUGAAAAAAAAGAACUACUACAGUGGAUCAUGCCUUUUGAGUUUAGACUUUAGAGAUCCUCUAUCAUUGCCAAAAUAAUGGCGAAGAAACGUGUGGCUGGGAGCCUUCGCUGGCGGCAUCUGUAAAUCCAAAAAAACCAAAUCACCUUUUCCUACAGUCUCUCACUCUUCUUUGCCACCUUUGCCGCAGUUGGAGUUAAUCAUUUUGAUUGAAAAUUUGGAGGGGUAUAUAAAGAAAAGAACGGCGGAAGGUACCUUUUUUUAACAUCAGUACGGACACAAGCGCUAAUAUACACGCGCAUACACUCACCCUAUGAACACACACACCCACACCCUACCCUAUGAGCAUCUCCGAAAUAAAUCCAGGAAUAAACGCGAGCACCCGGAUUUGAACCCUGGUGAGCUGGGGAUACCACAGUCCCUCUAACCAUCCUAUCACAGGUUGGUUCGCCAGCGGAAGGUACCUUGAAAUGAUAGGAUAGCAUGGAUGCGUUGGCAAGAAAAUUGAAGGUAUAUUUGAAAUAUUAUCCACACCGGCAGGGGAGUAGUAUAUACUUCUUUCAUUCCUAAAUAUAAGUCUUUGUAGAGAUUUCACUAUGGAUGACAUACAUAUGUUAUUCUAGAGUGUACAUUUACUCAUUUUGCUAUGAUAUGUAGAGAGGACAGGGGGAGGAGUUAAUAAAAGGUUGUGAUGUUGAACUGGACAAGUAGAAACCGGAAGCCUUGAUUUGAAUACAAAGCCAUCCCUCACGGUUGAAUAAGUCGGUUACAUAAUUGGCGUGGUCAGCACCUUGGUUGCUGAUGCUGAUGCUGUCGGAGUUACAUAAUUGGUGAUGCUGUCAGAUUUAAAUAUAUAUGUCAUGGGACCAAAUAUCAAUUAUUGUUGAAAUAAUCUAAUACCUAAUGAACGCGCUAACCAGUAGCGGUAGGUGUAGACUUGGAGCUGAAAGAAAUUCAUAAGAGGUUUGUUUUAUUGCAUAAGCCAAGUACCAACCAACGGCUUCAGUACUAGUAGGUGUGCUGAUCUCUUUUCCAUGCUCUGCUCCUGUUCCAUGAUAACUUUUCUCUUUCAGAGUUACCAUUUUCCUUGGUAGAAUAUUUGCACAAGGAUCGUGUUUGAUGUGCUUAUGGAAAUUGUAUAGGAUGGAUGAAUAUUGUUUUAUGUAUCGUUGUAUUGAUCUGACCCUUGUAUGGGGUAUAUAUGGAAGACACAUGAGGGGUAGAGGCUUGGAGCACAAGACAAGACAUAGAUAGUUUAAACCUAUUUAAUAUCUACUCCUUAUCUCUAUCUUUAAACCCAUAUCAUAUUCCAACAGUGCUUAGAUCGCCUUGAGGCAGUUCCAGUUUGUGCUUGCUAGACUGCAUACAUGGCCAAAUCUCUAGCAGCGUGUACCUAGAAUGGAGGACACACGUGUGCUGGAGCUUAUACUUGAAGGAAAGGAGAACCCGACGAAUCUGUCAUUGGCACUGUUACAUAAAAUCACCAAUGGUUUCUCCGAAGAGAGAAAGAUUGGUCAGGGUGGAUUUGGAGAGGUUUACAAGGGUGUGCUCCCAAACGGGAUAUUUGUUGCUGUGAAGAGGAUCGUAAACCCAAUUGAUGACCAGCCAUUUCGUCGUGAGUUUAAUAUCCUAACAAAGAUUGAUCAUCAAAAUGUAGUCAGGUUUCUUGGCUUCUGUUCUAAUUCAUAUCAGAUACCGACAAAAGAGGCUCAAUCAGAAGAAAUUAAUUUGGCCAGCGUAAAAGCAAAAUUGUUCUGUUUCGAGUAUAUCAGCAAAGGAAGCCUUGAUCAGCAUAUUAGUGAUGAAUUAAGGGGACUUGAUUGGGAAACACGUUAUGAAAUCAUCAUGGGAAUCUGCCAGGGUCUGUGUUAUCUUCACAAUGAAAAAAACAUUAUUCAUAUGGACCUUAAACCAGCAAACAUAUUACUAGGUGAUAAAAUGGUUCCAAAACUAACGGAUUUUGGUUUGUCAAGACCAAAUAAAAACUCACGUACUAUGGCACAACCUAUUGGAACACGAGGAUAUAUCGCUCCAGAAUACGAAAAAGAUGGGGAAAUUUCCUUCAAGGCUGACAUAUAUAGUUUGGGUGCCAUAAUCAUAGAAUUAGUAAAGGGGUGUAAGGGCGUCCCUCACAAAAAUAAUGUACUUCGAAGAUGGAGACACAGGUGGAAUAAGCCACCAACAUCGGUACAAUACCAUCAAGUCACUAGAUGCAUUGACAUGGCAGUACAGUGCAUGCAGGAAAAACCAGGACAUAGACCUUCUAUAUCGGAAAUAAUCCACAUUUUGAGUGAACCUGGGAGGAUGAAUGGUAACCCUGACGAGGAAAGCACUUAUCUUGAAGAUGACAUGCUUGGUAUUGAGCCGCUCGAGCUUCCUUUUAGUUUUAAGAAUAACAAGGAGAUGUCAUGGUCGGUUAGGCUAACCAACAAGACAAAGGCUUUUUUUGCAUUCAACAUUGAAAAACCAAGCAAGCAUUACACCAUACAGCCAGACAAAGGCAUCGUGAAGCCAGGAUACAACGAUUGUCUUGUUAAAAUAACAUCGCAGCCACAGGAAUGUGCACCGCAAGUUAUAGAGAAUGCUGACAAGUUCAUCGUGCGGAGCACAAAAGUUACCGGGGAUCUUAGAGAUGAGGAUAUCACUCGAUAUAUAUUCCACGAAGAGGUUCCUGGUAAAGUGGUUGAUGAGGUAGAUAUCUUGGUUGUAUAUGAGAAGGGUAGUCGCAAGAGAGGGCAAGACCCCGAUAUGACCGUCGAGGCAGUCCCCCCCCCCCGCAAGCGCAAGGCCAUCAAAUCUAGCAUCUAUGAAGAUGGCAAACGAGGACAGCUAGAUCGUCGUAAUUUCCAUCCACCAGAGAACUUUUCACACAGGCAACCUACGAACAAGACCUACCUACAGAGAGUUAGUGAUCGAGCCAUGGAUGUCACAAGAGGGGCCAUGGGCAGCCUGCUCCACAAGCUGGGCGAGCUCCUCAAGGAUGAGUUCAAUCUGGACACGAACGUCAAGGAAGACAUCAAGUCUCUUUCGAGAGAGCUGAUGAAGAUGCAUGUAGUACUCCACAAGAUAUCAGCUGUGCAACAGGACAACCUCGAUGACAUGGUCAAGCGUUGGGCCGGUAAUGUCAGGGAGAUGUCAUAUAACCUAGAGGAUUUUGUUGACGGCUUCUUGGUGCACAGUGAACCUGACUCUAGCAGGAGUAGCUUUAACGAGCUCACACACGAUUUGUGCCUACUCUUGGAGAAGGGCCAGAGUCACCACGAGAUUGGGAACUUAUAA
Molecule: messenger RNA, 3927 nt
Organism: Triticum aestivum (bread wheat)
Lineage: Eukaryota; Viridiplantae; Streptophyta; Magnoliopsida; Poales; Poaceae
Product: serine/threonine-protein kinase ATG1-like
Exons: 8
Coding region: 2047-3927 (626 amino acids)
Biological process (GO): protein phosphorylation
Molecular function (GO): ATP binding; protein kinase activity
Source: RefSeq, a predicted model, not a curated record